AGCCGCUUCGUUGAGCUAUAAUUUGUGGCCAGGUCACUUCUGAAAAAGAGCUAUAUAGCUCAGUGGGCUUCACCUGGUAAAAUACAAAUAGUUUAUUUCUAUAGUUUAAUGUGGACCAUCGAACAGGAAAGAGGAUUUACCGACGUUUAAUAGAUUUUCUCAACAAAGUAAAGUAGUCAUUUGAGGUUUUUGUCUUAGGUUUUGAGGAUUUACCUGUGGAGUUCAGAAACUCGUGAGUGUUUCCACCUCUGGACAGAUGAGGCCAGGGUCCAGUCUUGUGGCCACACAUUUAUUUAAUAUAUAUGUUUCAAUGUUCUGGAUUGGCUCUGGCGGAAAGCGCUACAAUGGCACGUUAUGUAUGUAUGUAGAAUUUAUUUCGCACUGUACGAAGCCAACUGUGCUAAUCGGAGGUGCGGGGGGAAGGAUAAAAAAAAUGUAUUACUUCAACAAGAGCGAAAUAUUUACCGCGUCGUGCUUUAGCGCGAGCCCCAUGCACUGCGAGUGAACGGCUCUGGUCUAUCAGUCUGCACCACGUCGGCGCUGCCACGUGCUGUCUCUCUCUCUGCCAAACGCCACUCAGCACUAAUUGGCCUACGGUCAGGGCCCAUGAUGUAGAGGGUGGGGCGUGCACAUGUGAGCUGUGGGUGGAGUCCCAGUGUCACUUCUGCUGCCGUCAUGGCUGUUCAGUCCAAAUUAAAUUGUUCUUUUAAAGGGUUUUAAAUAGGGGGUCUAAAUUUAGUUCCUCAUAAGAUACACUGUGCCACACUACCUGUCAAGUCACUGCAUUCCAGAUAUACGAUGAUGCUCAUUCAUGCAGAAAAGAGCAUCUACAUGGCAUUAGCAUAGCCUCUUGUGUACGUCACUGUCAUUGCCCGAAUUCUAAAAGUGUAAGUCGUAAAAUUACCCUAUGUGCCAAGUCGCUUUUGUCUUGUUUGCAAAAGAAGUGUUGAAAACAAAUAACAUCUGUUGUAGUCAGGGUGAAUGGUACUAUGGCAAAGUGCUUGACUCCUAAUCGGAAGGAUACAAUUUUUUAUUCAAGUUGAGGUUGUAAACUCGGCCUUUAAUACAUUUAAAUAGGGCCCCUGCAAUGUGAAUAUUGAAUUUCCAUUACCCAUCUGAGCACACAAGCACUCUGACUUUUUACUUGUCUGAACUGUGAAAAUGAAUAAUGAAAACUUUCAUGUAAAUGUGAACAACCCGUGCACUAAAAACACCAAUCGUAGCGUCCCAAGCCUGGAGAGCUGAAAUAUAUUUGAUUCGCUAUUGAAAAGGACACUUGAGAAAGAUGUGACAUGUAAUACACAUAACGGCAGAUUUGAUUGUUUGUCCCAUCGUUCGGCACCAUUUGGGUGUCCUCAACUUCAGUAUAAUAUUAAUCCACUCUUCUAAAAGUCCCGCAAAUGCAAUGUUCUCGUCUGCAGUGAUGUAUGUUAGUUGCUGAUGGCAGCUGGGUGGAAUAUAAUUUUUUUUCACGCUACGGAAUUCCUUUCUAUUUGGCGAAAGCGCGCAGUCUAGAUGGAGAACUUAACCGAGGUCUCUGUUCACAGAGUGAAAGAGCAGGGUGCCCAAUUUUGACUCAAGACAUUGAACAAAUAAGUCUGUGAUGUCAAGCUCCAAAAAUAGACUGGUCAUUAUCACGGAGUGGCUUUUCAUGUCGGCGUGGAGCCAUGCAACUGAACUAUUUUGCCGAUGAAUUAACAACGCUGAGGUUUGCUUGACCAGACUUGUUGUUGUGGUUACACGGGCUCAUUUUUCAGCCAAACUGAGCUCUUUUCGGAGCAAAGAGACGUGGGCAACAAGCUGUUAGCAUUCGGCAAUAUCGCCUGUGCAAAAUUCUACAGGUGUUUGUCGGUGAAAUGUGCUCAUUUUAUUCGUGUUGCUGAAAGCAGAAUACAUAUUUCACUUCAAGAGACCAUUCAGACGAAGAGAUGCGUGUCAAAGUAUUUAAGUGCAAGGGCUGUUUGGCAGCAAAUUAUCUUGGUGAAUUUCCUCAAGUCCUUGCAGCCAAGAGUGCAAGUAUGGACUUUUCGUGAGGCAGUCCAGUGUCUGAUUACCAAUGAGUCAUUUGGCUUAGGAAUGAACCUCGACAAGCACUAACUCCCACUCUACACCUCUAAAUGCAAUAUGAAAUGCACUUGAACGUUGUAAAGGAUCAGUUGUAGUUUAGAGAAUAAUUUUUUUUAUAGGUUUGAAUAAUAUCAGCUUCCUUACAGAAUUUUUGGUAAAGAUAUAACGCAUACAGAUGUAAUGACUGUAAGGAUCAUUACGGUUAUAGCUGCAUUACAUAAUGCUUUAUUGUGAAGGGGCGUAUCUGGGGUAAAGGUUAAGGGCGGUGUCAGUCGAUAAGCUCCGGGAACCAUCCCAAAAGAUCUAGUAGGUUCUAGAAAGGGAACGUGGCCAGAGGUGGAGCUUGGCCACGCCAGGCAGAUAUAAGGAGCACUGAACCAGAGCUUUGGGGCUGUUAGCGUGGGAUCUGGGUCAUGGUUGCGUCGCUGCUCGCCGUCAUCUUCGUCUUCGACCAUGUGGCUGUUCUUCUGCAAGACCUGCUCCAUCUUCGCCGCGAUGCUCGUCAACCAGCCAGCGUAGCACAGGACGGAGAGGGGAUGCGUGUUUAGAGCAGCCUGGGUGUAGCCGCGUUAUGAAGUGUAUCGCCCUGUGUGCUCUUAAUAAAUAAGAAGCCUUCUACUAGAUGUGUGUCGGAAGUCGCUCACUACAUUUGGUGUCAGAGUGGUAACAUUAUUUGUAUUUUUCUCAUCAAAAGAAUAAGUAGGAAUAGUGAGGAAAUAAAAACUAUGUCGAAGUAUCAGAAGAAGCAGAACCCACCUGUGGCGUCUUCCGACGAUGACAAGACGCUGGACCUCCUUACAGCCCCGGGAACCAUGCUCCCAGUUACCCAAAUUGCGGCAGGAGAAGUGGCAGCGCCGGAGACGACGGGACAAUCGACAGUUUCUCCGCAGCAGCAACCCGAACUUGGAUGGCGCAUCCUGUCAGAUCAGUUGGAGCUCCUGCGGGCCACGCUCGCGCAAAUAGUGGAGCCCCUGAUGGCGACCACGUUGGCGGAGCUGAUUGCACGUACCGUACCAGGUGGAGACGGCCGACCGCCGGAGAUUGAAUAAUGGCCGGAGGCCGCAAUUACGCACAGCGUGGGAGACGUGCGGCCAGGUGCCGUCAUUUCAGAGCACGGGCAUGAUUCGCCGGAAGCGACGCCUGUUACUGUCGACAUAGCAAGAGGAUUGGAAUGGACCUGCCGACAGCCCCCCUUGAGGCAAUUCGUUGCGGUAGGGGGCGAUUGGAGCGCUUUUACGUGGCGCUUCGAAGCGGCUUGCCGGUCAGCGAAUUGGACCGAGGAGGAAGCGCUGAGAACUCUGCCCACGGUGUUGGAUGACGACGCACCCACUGUUUUCCGGGCCAUACCCGUAGGGAAGAAGAUGACAUUAAAAGAUGCAUGCGCCGAGAUGGCCGAGGUAUACGAACCACCUUCCGACACACGUAAGAAGUUUUUGCAGCGGAGGCAAGGGGAGGCUGAGACGCCUACCGCAGCGCGUUGUUGACAGUGGGAGAGGCGGUGUUCCCCACUGUAGACCCGAAACGCCAUGACUCUCUGGUGAUGUAAAGAAUGUUGGGACUGGUGUGUGAAAUGGGGGUCAUCUUGCCGGUCAUUGAUGAGGAUGAGCAGACGUCCGGAUGGGCCGCCGAUAUCUGCAGGCCCACAAGAACUUGCGCCGUUGGUCGCAGAUGGCGGCCUGGAUGGGCGACCCCGGCCGAGAUGGUGAGCCAGUUGGGUGGUCGCCAGAGCACAUCGUGAAUCAGCUGACAGAGGAUCUACCAAUGGAGGGUGACGCCGCAGCUGCAGUCGCGACAUGUAGUCGCGGACAGGGAGAGGUGCCGCGGCGGUCACGGUACUGGAGGCCGCGCGAGGAGGAGGAUCAUUUAUGAUGGAGGGCCGCACUUACCUGUUUCCGCUGCGGCCAGCCGGGGCACUUUGCGCGAGGAUGUCUAAGCCCUCGUCAAGUUCCGACGACGUCUCCGGCGCACCCGGCUCCAUUGACGGCUGCAUCCAAACCCCAACAGGCGAGUCGCAACACAUCAGACACUCGGCCUGUGUUACAAUCUUAUGCAUCCAUGCUUAUGAAAGCCAUCUCCACCCCGCAUUGCCCUCGCGUUGCCGCCAGGAGACAGGGAUCGGUUACACAUGGUUGGCCGAGCUCGAGGAUUCAGUGGCUAAAGUUAGCGCAUCGGGUUAUUGUAGCUGCUGCGGGGGCCUCGGUUGUGUCGGGUUCUAUCUAUGGAAUUGAGGUGCGAGUGUUAGUUGAUACGGGUGCUUCCACCACCAUCAUUUCGGAUGUGAUUUUUGACCUGUUGCUGAUCAGGGACCGGAUUGUUAGGUCGGUAGUGAAUGCGUGCAUCACGGUGAACGGAGGUAGUAUGGGGAUUAUAGGGCAAAUAGAGGCCCGCGUCAAGAUUGGUGAGAUUUCAGUUGUUGGGCUGGUACUGAUCUCGAGGACGCUGGCAGUGCCCUGCCUUUUCGGCAGGGAUUUUUUUGUGUAAUAUGUCCCUUAAGAUCCUCACUGAUCAGGGCUGUGUGGAGAUGCCAUCAGUCCGCAGACUGUUUUUUUUUUGCGGUCUCCACACAAGAGUACGGUUGCUAAUGUUAUGGUCCAGGUUUUUGCCAAGGAGUCGGUGCAUAUCCCGCCGGGAUCGAAGAUGUUGGUGCCGCUGCACUAUCAAAAACGAAUACAGGCAACGGACCUGCAACAGGCGUCUUGUUGACUGUCGAAUGCGGUGACUCGGGGAUUGGCACUCGUUAGCGCAUAGACGGUUGUCCGCCUCAAACAGAAGCCGUUCUUGAAGGUGCUAAAUGCUGGACCAGAGACGGCUGUGCUUCGGGCGGGAACGGUGUUGGCUUACGUGACAGCCGCGUUUCGUCAAGGGAACAGAGUUCCAUGCAAGGGAUUGUUGGCGCGGUGGAGAAGCAUGUCGGAUUUGAUGACACGUGGGGAGAGAAAUUGGAUAUAUUUGGUAAAUGUACUAGUUGUACGUGUGUGUCGGGUGGGGGGCGUUGUGCACCUUCGGCGGCGGAUGCCCUCUCUUGUUAUGACAAGGGUUGGGAGAGUGGAGCCCGAUGAGGAGGUCGCACCGAGGGAUAGUGUUUUUCUCCUUUCGCGUACUGAUUGACCUUAUGGCAUCAUGCGGAAGCUGGAGUGAAGGACUCUGCUCCCUCUGACGGCCUGCGACCGGUCCUAAGGGAUGGUGUUUUGAUGAUAUACGAGGAUGCGUUUCGUGGGUACCGUUUCGUGGUACCCGCUGCCGUCUGCGGCAAGCUGACUCGGGGGUUGCACGAGAACAAUUUGAGACACCCGGGGGUGCGGGAAACCUUGCUAACGUUGCAACGCAAUUAUUAUUGGCCGGGGAUGUCGAGCUACGUGCACGACCUCAUUCAGGGCACGGGAUACGUGCGUAGGAAACCGCUAUUGGAAAAGUCACAGCCUCCAUUGCAGUCUAUUUCGGUUUCGCACUCAACAUCCUCGUACCAUUUCCUGCCAAGCAGAAAGGGAUCAGAUUUUUCUUGGUGGGAGUGGAAUGUUUGUCUCGAUGGCCUAUGGCCUGGCCGCUGCCCGACCAAUCGGCAGCCUCUAUUGUGGAUCCGUUUUUGCAUGUAUACGUGUUGGACAAGGGUGCACCCGAGCAGCUUCUCACGGAUAAGGGCCGGAAUUUUUCCUCUAAGCUGCUUAGAGGAAAAAAAUUUGUGAUGUGCUAGGCACUGAUAAGAAUCGGAGUUCCCCGUACCAUCCCCAGAUGGACAGGAUGGUGGUUCGGCUGCAUAAAAUUCUGACAGCUAUGCUCACUCAUGCUGUUAGAGCAGCCCAAACAAAAUGGGAUCUGCAUGUUCCAGGAGUGUUGGCUGCGUACUGAACGGCCCCCCCUCGCUUCCACUGGAUUUUCGCCUUUUUCCUCAUGUACAGGAGGGAGAGCGAACCUCCUUUGCGGAUUCAAUUGGGGUUGUUGAAACAAAAGGGAAAAUAUGUGUUUCCUGCACCCUUGGAAAUCACUUUGGAACGUCUUUCGGCAGCCCGAGGAGCAACGAAAAUAAACACCGCCAGGGUGCAGGCGGCUAGCGAACAGAAUUCGGGAAGGAGGGACCACGAGUUGGGUGAUCGGGUAUGGUUGCGUUGGCCAUAAGCGCCAUUGGGAACGUCCCCCAAACCAUAUCGCCCAUGGCAGGGUCCUGUGGAAGUGGUGGAAGUCAAACGGUCGCAGUGUGUGCGCAUACGAGUUGGCCAUCGCUGUUUGGUUGUUCAUCCGUCACGGUUGAAGCCUUAUAUUCCUCCUCGGACUGACACCCCCAUCCCCAGAACGGGUACGGCCGGUGUCUAUUGUGUCCGACGAGCUGGGGGAACUGCAUGUGGAGAGUGCGCGUCAGGGGGUCUGUGAUGUGCCGUCCGCAGCUUCUGAAACCCUAGCCGACGGGGGCCGUGAUCUCGCCGAGCGCGAGGCAUCGCUGACCGAGGCGGAACCCGUGACACCUGCGAAACCAGGUGCACGCAGGGACCUCUCGGAAGGCGUGGGAAAUAGCGUCCUUUAACCGGAGCGUGGGAUAAAGAAAGAAAACGGAAAGUACAAACUGAGAGCAAAACGAGCGUUUCCAUUGGUAUUGCCGCUGAAGGUCGGUGGGCAGAAGGCUUCAUUGCACAUACACCUCCAUAAACAAAGUACUUGGAAUUACCAUCGAGUCGUUUAAUGAGAGACUCAACAUGCGACCCAAAUGGAGAAACAGGAUGCUGCACAACGGUGGAAUUAAGAAGAGUCUCAUGAAAGCCUAGGGGGGAACGAUGCGUGCUGACAGCUAGAAUGGUCAGAGGAUGGCACAUCUGAUGUAAAGCUGGCGAAACUUUUUUCAUUGAACACUGCCACGGAAUAAAAGCUCAGAGCGGGUGCUCCUUUUCGUGAACAGCUUUUCAAAGUUUCCGCAGUCGGGCGUGGGUUUUGUUUUAUAACGGUGAGCCAAAUCGUUUUACUUAAAAUGGAGAUCGCGUCUUGGUAUUAAAAAAAAUCAACGUAUAUUAACACGACUCUUUUGCAGUCAGUGCAAGCAAUAGUUGGAACGCGCAAAAAAGUGGAACUCUGGUUUUAAUAGUAGCGUAUGAUACUCAAAGCCGGCGGUAUGUUUUCCACUGCUAAGAAGCUAAAGGAGGAGAGCGUUUUAGGAGGCCUCCUCUCCAGUUUCAAAGUUUGCUGAACACGCCGCGUGGUGCCACUGCAAACCUGACUGAAAGUUUAAUAAUCAUCAAGUAAAUAAAUUAAUAAAACCGAGCCAGACGAAUUGGCUGCUAAAUACUUCUCUUUGUCCGCGAACGCCACACACAUAAAUCGCCGGACAACCACGGACAGAGGCGUCCUCAAGAAAGCCACCCCCCACCCACCCUUGCCAGCACGUCGCUGACAGAGAACGAGGAGAGCAGCGAAUCCGGCCACUGUGGCGGCUGCAUGGGGGAACGAGGGCCAGGACGGGGUUGACGGUGGGAUCGUAGUACGAGGGGACGUGGAGAGGAGUCUCAUAGGGGGAGCCGGGAGAGCGACGAAGGGGUGGGAAGAAGAAAAGGCGGCGUGUGUUCGUACAAAACAAGUGGUGAGAUCCUCGAACUACAGAAGGGGACUAUGCUGCGGCGGAGGAGACGGUAUUUCCUUGAUGAGGGCUCGAAGAUGGCCAGGGAGCGUGCUUGCAACCAGCUCUACGAGUCGUACUACUGCAUGAGCCAGCAGUUCCCGUUGCUCGUCUUCUUCCUGCUCAUCAUCUCGGGGACGUGCGUGGCUCUGCUGGCCGUCUUUUUCGCCACCGGACGGGAAGUGAAGAAUCACCUGGCGUUCAUCGUGACGGUGGCCACGGCACUGGGCGUGUUCCUGACCAUCUUUGUGCUGGCAUGCGUGGAGGCGGUAUUCACGCGCCUCCUCCGAGUCUUCGCCCUGACCAUAUGGGCCACCCUCGUGGCCAUGGGCUACCUCUUCAUGUUCUGCGGAGGCGUCGUCUCGGCCUGGGACCAGGUGUCCUUCUUCCUCUUCGUGGUGUUUGUGACAUACACCAUGCUGCCGUUCGGGAUGCACGCGGCCGUGCUGGCGAGCUCCGUGCUCUCCGCGUCGCACCUUGCCGUGCUCAGUGGCUUCCUGUCCACGCGCGACAAUCACUACUCCUCGGCGCACCUGGCUCUGCAGCUGCUGGCCAACACGGUGAUCUUCGUGUGUGGGAAUCUUGCCGGCGCCUACCACAAGUACCUCAUGGACGUAGCCCUGAAGCAGACCUUCGACGACACCUGCAACUGCAUCCGCUCGCGCAUGAAACUGGAGUCUGAGAAACGACAACAGGAGCGGCUGCUGCUGUCCGUGCUGCCGGCGCACAUCGCUCUGGAGAUGAAGGCAGAGAUCAUCCAACGCCUCAAGGGCCCCUUCUGCGGGCAGCAACAGCAGCAGCUGCUGCCCGAGAACUCCAACAACUUCCACAACCUCUACGUGCGGAGGCACAAGAGUGUCAGCAUCCUCUAUGCCGACAUCGUGGGGUUCACGCGGCUGGCCAGCGACUGCUCCCCUGCAGAACUUGUCCACACCCUGAACCAGCUGUUCGGCAAGUUUGACCAGAUCGCCAAGGAUAACGACUGCAUGCGAAUCAAGAUCCUGGGCGACUGCUACUACUGCGUGUCGGGCCUGCCCAUUUCCCUGCCAUCCCACGCCAAGAACUGCGUGAAGAUGGGAAUCGACAUGUGUGAGGCAAUCAAGAAGGUGCGCUACGCCACAGGGGUGGACAUCAACAUGCGCGUGGGAGUGCACUCGGGGAACGUGCUGUGCGGCGUCAUCGGCCUGCAGAAGUGGCAGUACGACGUGUGGUCGCACGACGUGACGCUCGCCAACCACAUGGAGGCCGGCGGCGUGCCCGGGCGGGUGCACAUCACAGAGGCAACACUCGAGCACCUGCACGGGGCGUAUGAGGUGGAGGAGGGAAGGGGCUUCUUGCGAGACCCCUACCUUACCGGCAUGAAAACCUUCCUGGUCAUCAACCCGCAGGGCGAGAAGGAGAGCCCUCAUCUGUCGUGCAAGUGCUCCAAGUUCAGCGACCCAAUGCGAGCUUCCAUGCGCAUGACGCGGUACCUGGAGUCGUGGGGCGCGGACAAGCCCUUCGCUCACCUGCAGCACCGUGACAGCGUGCCCUGCGACCCCACCGCCUCCUCCAACGGCAAGAUCUGCACCGUGGACAUUCAGAUGGUGCAGAUUAACCCAUCGAGGGAAAGGAGUCGCUCCCAGCGAAGGCGUUUUGAAGAGGAGCUGAACGAAAGAAUGAUUCAAGCCAUUGAAGGCAUCAACUCACAGAAGCAGUGGCUCAAAUCAGAGGACAUCCAGAGAUUCUCACUCUUCUUCAACGACAGAGCCUUCGAGAAAGAGUACAGAAAUACCACACUUCCAGACAUCAAGCACUACGUAUCCUGUGCCUGCCUCAUCUUCUUUUGCAUCUUUGUUGUUCAGAUAUUUGUGGUGCCCAAGACAGCAGAGCUCGGGAUAUCGUACGGGGUGGUCUUCCUCCUUCUCGGGUUCAUUCUCUGCGUCUGCGUCGUUGGGCAGCUGCUCCAGUGCAGCCGCAAGGCGUCGCCAUCGCUCACGUGGAUGCUCUCCGUGUCGGCGACGGUGGAGGAGAAGCCCUGGCUGCGCCUGGCCCUCACCAUGGUUACCAUGGGCAGUAUCCUCACAAUGGCCAUCUUCAACAUGUUUUUCUCACCGGCCGUGGAGUCUCCCACCUGGCAGAACGUCACCGACAACAGCUCCAGCGCCAACGCCAGCGGCUUCAGGAGCGUGAGCAGCGCUAGGGAACACUUCUACCUGCCGUACUUCCUGUACAGCUGCAUCCUGGGCCUGGUGUCGUGCUCCGUGUUCCUGCGCGUCAACCACGAGCUCAAGGUGCUGACGCUGCUCGCCGCCGUCGUGGGCUACAACGUCAUCCUGCUGCACACGCACCACGGCGUGUUCGACGCCUACACCGAGGCGCUCUACCACCCCAGCCUCGUGCGGCCUGGCGUUCUCAAAGACGUCAAGGUGAUGGGCUCCAUCUGGCUCAUCGUGUUCUUCUUCACGCUGCUGGUGCUCGCUAGACAGAACGAGUACUACUGCCGGCUCGACUUCCUGUGGAAGCAGAAGUUCAAGAAGGAGCGCGAGGAGAUCGAAACGAUGGAGAAUCUGAACCGAGUUCUCCUGGAGAACGUUCUGCCCGCGCACGUGGCAGAGCACUUCCUCACCCAUCACCGCAAGAACGAGGACCUCUACCACCAGUCGUACGAGUGCGUCUGCGUGAUGUUCGCCUCCAUCCCCGACUUCAAAGAGUUCUACCAGGAGUCGGACGUCAACAAAGAGGGCCUGGAGUGCCUACGUCUCCUCAACGAGAUCAUAGCCGACUUUGACGAGCUUCUGUCCAAGCCCAAGUUCAGCGGCGUAGAGAAGAUAAAGACGAUAGGCAGCACUUACAUGGCUGCCACUGGGCUCAACGCUGCGGUGGGGCAAGAGAAUGGGCAGGAGCCAGAACGGCAGUACGCACACAUCGGGAUCAUGGUGGAGUUUGCCAUGGCUCUCAUGGGGAAACUGGACGUCAUCAACAAACACUCGUUCAACAACUUCCGACUGCGAGUUGGAAUCAACCACGGCCCUGUCAUCGCUGGCGUCAUUGGUGCACAGAAGCCACAGUACGACAUCUGGGGCAACUCAGUCAACGUGUCCAGCCGCAUGGACAGCACGGGGGUGCUUGGGAAGAUUCAGGUCACGGAGGAGACGAGCGACAUCCUGCAGACGCUCGGCUACAACUGCCAGUGCCGCGGCAUGAUCAAGGUGAAGGGCAAGGGAGAGCUCAAGACCUUCUUUGUCGUCACGGAGAUGACUCGCUCGCUCUCGCAAGGCAACGUCAUCUGCUGAGUCCCCUCGUCAGCACUCCGCACUGAGGAUCAUGCGGAGGACCCAGCGUGUCGGACGGGCAUCGCGAUAACUUGGCAGCGUCCGCACUGAAGGGUUACGGUGCUUGCGCCACUCUUGCCUCCCACUGUCUCCGGCGAGCGGAACGAAUGCGGUCGCGCUCAAGGCUCCGUUCUCCUCCAGGCGUCCGUGAACAAGCGUUGCCCUCCGAUGUACUGAUCCGCCGUAUAUUGCAUCCAUGUCCCUGGCAAGAUUGAAGACGAAGAGAGGGGUGUGGACAGAUGGCUGCAACACCAGCACCCGCCUGCUCCAAGUUCCCAGCAGGUUCGUGUAGUCUAAAAGAUUGAUCUCAUUAGGUGAUUACAUCUGACCGUUUUUCCGUGGCAGUGAAAUGAACUGGAUCUUUCUCCUCAUUAGCCUCUUAAAAAGCUGUCCCGGGACUGAUGGAUGUGCUCAAAGUUACAAACGAAGAAUUGUCUGAUUCUACAGAAAGUUUUAUCAAAGUGUCUCCCCCACUCAAAUGAACGUUGGGCAAGUGCAGAUCUGCAUUGGUGGCCCCCAAAGGCAGUUAUAGAAAUUCGACAUUCCUAUGGCAGGGGCAUGUCUCUCGAUAAGAAAAGCAUAGCAAAACCACUGUUGAUAUCCAACAAAGUGGUACUCACUUUAUCAAGUCCAGAGGGAUGAGCUGCAGUGCAUAAAUCCAAGACAAUGCCCAUACACUUAACGAGUAAUAGUUUGUAUGCAAUUUCUAACAAAAGCCUUUUUUUAAAGGUACCUUUUCUGUUUUUAUUAAAGCUGCUAAUCUGGACUUGAACUUUUUAUGACAUGGGCGACUAAAUA
Messenger RNA from Petromyzon marinus (sea lamprey), 11775 nucleotides. It is a transcript of the gene ADCY2, whose product is annotated as adenylate cyclase 2. Gene Ontology annotation, cellular component: plasma membrane. NCBI's taxonomy places the organism in Eukaryota, Metazoa, Chordata, Hyperoartia, Petromyzontiformes, Petromyzontidae. The record is from RefSeq and is a predicted model, not a curated record. Gene Ontology annotation, biological process: adenylate cyclase-activating G protein-coupled receptor signaling pathway; intracellular signal transduction; cAMP biosynthetic process. Gene Ontology annotation, molecular function: adenylate cyclase activity.